UUUAAUGAGGAGUAAAUGAAAUCGAGAGUGAGAAAAACGAAAUGGUAUAUAAAGGAAUCGUUUUGUUGGAUUAAAUCAUCAGUUCUCAUCUCCAAUCAUUCAAAUAACAACUUCAAAUUUUAACAAAACAACAAAAUCAAAACUCAUCAUGAACUCAAUGAUCGUUCUCGCUCUUACCCUUCUUGCCGGUCAAACUUUGGCCUCAUCCAACUACGGAUCAUCAAGCUACGGAUCAGCCCCAAGCUAUGGAGCCGCUUCAUACCCAUCAGGUUCAUACGGUGGUGACUCAUACUCGUCAGGUGCUUCAUAUGGAGCUGCUGGUUACGGUGACGCUUCUCACGCCGUCAGUUACGCACCAAAGGUCAAGAAAAUCAUCAUUGAACAACCAGUUGUCAAACCAGUCUACCUUAACCGAAAAGUCGUCUCUGUUCAAACUGUCUCUGUCCCAAAACCAUACAUCGUCACCAAACACGUUCCAGUCGUAGUUAAGAAACACGUUCCAGUUGUUGUCAAGAAAUACGUUGCUGUUCCUUAUGAAGUCCCAAGCUACUCAGCUCCUUCAUACGGCUCAUCAUACGGCUCAUCUUACGGUUCAUCCUCAUACGGAGCCCCAUCAUACGGAGCUGGUUCAUACUCCGCCGCCGACUCAUGGUCUGGUGACAGUUACGCUCCAUCAUACGGAUCAGACUCAUAUGGCUCAUCUUCAUAUGGAUCAGACUCAUACGGAUCAUCAGGAUACGGUGAUGAUUACCGAAAGGCUUAAAUUAAACGAUCAUCCUAAUCACAAUAUCCCCUCUCCAUCUGUGUAUACCCAUUAUCCUCCUUCGUCCCUCAAUCUCAAACCAUUAGUGCUUAUAAUUAACUCAUCAUCUUAAUUGUUGCAUUCAACACUCACCACAUCACACAUCUUAUGUACAGAGCAUUUUCAACAAUCAACAUAAUAGUUUUCCUUUCACUUCUUUCCAAUUGUAAAGUAGUAGAAACAAAAAACUUUCAACUUGUAUCAUUUAUCAUCUGAAUAAUGUAACUGAUCAAAUUGCUCAAUUCGAAAUGUAAAACACAAUCAACCUAAUCAUUUGGAACUGAUUAGGUUUUUACAAAUUGAAAUUAGUUCCAAAGCUAUUCAGCCAAAGGUCACAAUCAAAUGAUUUGACCAAAUCUAGAAAUUAAAUAAAAAACAGAUUAAUCAAUUACUAUCAAAAAACACGAAA
Molecule: messenger RNA, 1211 nt
Organism: Panonychus citri (citrus red mite)
Lineage: Eukaryota; Metazoa; Arthropoda; Arachnida; Trombidiformes; Tetranychidae
Product: prisilkin-39-like
Exons: 2
Coding region: 149-763 (204 amino acids)
Source: RefSeq, a predicted model, not a curated record